This is a messenger RNA of Bufo bufo (common toad), 717 nucleotides long. Its product is annotated as mitochondrial peptide methionine sulfoxide reductase-like. The record is from RefSeq and is a predicted model, not a curated record. Gene Ontology annotation, molecular function: peptide-methionine (S)-S-oxide reductase activity. Gene Ontology annotation, biological process: cellular response to oxidative stress. Lineage: Eukaryota; Metazoa; Chordata; Amphibia; Anura; Bufonidae. The transcript is spliced from 6 exons. Gene Ontology annotation, cellular component: cytoplasm. The coding region runs from base 35 to 661 and encodes 208 amino acids.
GCUGUCUGUACCUCGUACAGUCGAUGGUACAGCAAUGCCUAGCAAGACAGUUCUACCCAAGGCUGAAGAAGCCUUAGCAGGCCGGGAUGAAGCUCUGAAGGUAGCAGCCAAGCACGCUGUAAAUGGAAACUCAACACUGGAGCCAUUCCCAGUAGGACUUGAGUUGGCGAUGUUUGGUAUGGGCUGUUUCUGGGGUGUGGAGCAACUGUUCUGGAAACAAAAGGGGGUCUUCUCUACACAAGUGGGGUAUGCAGGAGGGUUCACGAAGAAUCCCACAUAUGAAGAAGUGUGUACUGGUCUUACUGCACACAUUGAAGUCGUCCGCAUUGUGUUUGACCCCAAAGUGAUCAGUUAUAAAUCUUUGCUGAAACUGUUCUGGGAACAUCACAACCCAACAGAGGGAAUGAAGCAAGGCCAGGAUAUAGGUACUCAGUACCGCUCAGUGAUAUUCACCUAUGGAGAUCAACAGAGAGAAGCCGCUCUUCAGUCAAAAGACAGCUACCAAAAGGGGCUUAGCCAACAUAACCUGGGAGCCAUCACCACUGAGAUCCGUCCCGUUCCACAAUUUUAUUAUGCCGAGGAUUACCACCAGCAAUAUCUGUACAAAAACCCAGAUGGCUAUUGUGGUCUUAAAGGAACUGGAGUGUCCUGUGUGCAGUAAACGUCUGGAUGCUAUUCAUCUGUCUUCCCUUAAUAAAGCUCAUGUACACAUUUGCA